Molecule: messenger RNA, 1783 nt
Organism: Zonotrichia leucophrys gambelii
Lineage: Eukaryota; Metazoa; Chordata; Aves; Passeriformes; Passerellidae
Gene: CFAP73
Product: cilia and flagella associated protein 73
Exons: 6
Coding region: 437-1495 (352 amino acids)
Biological process (GO): spermatid development
Source: RefSeq, a predicted model, not a curated record
UCCCGGUCCCAGCUCCUCCGCAGGCCCCGGGCGAGGAGGAGGCACCGCCGAGAUGGAGCCGGAGCUGGAGGAGCGGGUGCGAGAGGCGUUGCGGGACAAGCUGCGGCUGCUGUGAGUGACACCCCUGUGCCCUCCCGUGACAGGUGACCCAAGGGCUGGCACCAGGCCAGCGUGUCCUGUGUGCCCCGUGAUCUCGGUUUGCGUUCCCAUCUCCGGGUGCCACUGCCAGGAUGGCUGUCAGGGAGGAGAGGACACUGCAGCCAUGGGCUGGGGGCAGGCAGGGGGAUUCACGGAUUCUAACAAGAAAGCUGAGGUUGUGGUGUGACCUAUCCUUCCCUGGGGAACAAAUAGAACAAAGAUGGAACCAGCUCCAUCUCGCUGGUGCUGGGGGGCUCCAAGCAGGGGAGGCUGAAGUGGGGGGUGGGCAAGAGCAUGAAUGCAGGCAGGGCUCAGCCUGAGUGGUCCUGACCCCCGGGGGAGCGGGCCAGGCACAGCGGCGGCCCCUGGCAGCCCUGCCCGGGGCACGGUGGCAGAUGCCCUGCCCAGGCUCUCCCCCCGCAGCCCGGCCGAGCUGCGAUCAGCCCGUGGCAGGACGGGGACAGCGCGGGGCCCCGCCACGCUCCCUCCAUCCACCCGUGUGCUGCUGAAGAGGCGGGAGGUGGCGGAGGCGGAGCGGGAGCUGCAGAACCAGCGGCAGGAGUUCCAGCAGCGGAUGCAGCGCCUGGCGCAGCGCCGGCAGCAGCUGGCCCGGAGGCGAGAGCAGCACCGCGACGCCGUGCUCAGAUUCGAGUCCUUCCUCAAGGCGGUGGCGGCCCGGCGGGAGCGGGAGCUGCGGCGGGCAGACGAGGAGCGGGCGCGGGAGGCGGCGGAGCGAGCGGAGAGCGCCCGGCUGCGGCGGGAGCUGGAGCGGCUGCGGCGGCACCGGGAGAGCCUGGCCCGGCGCCUGCGGAGCCUCCGGCCCUUCGGGGACUACCUGCGGGACGUGCUGCCCACCAUGGGACAGUUCCAGGACGUGCCGGCCAUGCUGGUGCAUUUGGGGGUGCUGGCGGAGGUGCGGGCAGCCCUGGCACGGGAGGCAGAAGCCGGGCAGGAGCAGCUGGCCCAGGGCAGGGCACAGCUCCAGCGGUACCGUCAGGAGAGCAGCACCCAGCUCGUGGGCACCAGGAACGAGCUGGCACGGCUCCACACGCGCCUGGAGGCUGCCCGGCGGGAUGUGCGCCAGUGGGAGUCCUGCUGGACCCACAUCCAGAGCACAGCCACCCAGAAGACCCUGCUGCUGGGGCAGAUCAAGCUGGCUGUGCUGAACCUCUUUCAGCAAACCACAGCACAGCUCAGGAUCCCCACGGACAGAGCUCAGGAGGACACAAAGGCCCAGCUGGACACGCUCUCAUCUCCACAGGUGCUGCUCUGUAUGAAGGCUCUGUCUGACAUCUGUGCCACUGACAGACACCCACAGCACCACAGGAGUGUCAGGCUGCUUCAGGGCCACAAAUAGCCCCUGGGGACUAUCUGCCUGCUCCUGGGGCUGGAGAGAGGCUGCCAGGGCCAGCAUGGAGCCACAGGACCCCUCUGUAUGGAGGCAAUUCCUGCAAGUCUGGAAACCCCAUGUCAAGAGGCAACAUGGACAGCAGUGGCACAGUCACACUGGGGUGGCAGCACACCCAGGAAGGGCCAGGGCACUCCUGAGGUUCCCUCCUGCACAGAGCGCCCCAGGCAGGACAACGAGGAGGAGGGAGCUGCUGAAGGUGCUUCACAUCAAAAUACACCCAGCUGUGCAGCCACA